GAUAAGACAUUUUCGCAAAAUCUGUUUUGUUAAUUUUCUACCAAAUAAACUCCACAAAAUCUCCUUCCUCAGUAAUAAUUGUUAUAUUUAAAAGAUGGGUUGUGAUGGAGGGACAAUCCCUACUCGAGAUGAACUGGUCAGAUUAAAGAAGAAACCAGAACAGAAAGACAAGUUUGCUGACCUCGCCCACAAAUGGCAGAACUGUGCAAUUUCCCAGGAGCCACUUCGUCGACCAAUUGUUGCCUGUGAGUUAGGGAGGUUGUACAACAAAGAUGUUGUGAUUGAACUCCUUUUGGACAAGUCUAAGUUUGAUUGUGCUGCCAGUUUUGAUCACAUCAGAGGACUUAAAGAUGUGAAAGUAUUACAGUUGACCGACAACCCAGCUUACAAAGAUGAGGACCACAAGGCUGGUUAUGCGGAGAAGGCUUUGGUGAAAUACAUCUGCCCAAUCGCUGGCCUGGAGAUGAAUGGAAGGCAUAGGUUUUCGUUCCUGUGGAAGUGUGGCUGUGUUUUCUCUGAAAGGGCUUUGAAAGAAGUGAAGACAGAAACAUGUCAGCAGUGUGGUAUGCCAUGCAGUGAUGAAGAUCCCGCUAUCAUCCUGAAUGGUACAGAAGAAGAAAUGGAAACUCAGAGGACGGCGAUGGAUGAGCGCCGACUCAAAGCUAAAUUACAGAAGAAAGCCAAGAAAGGACAGACAAGAAAAGCUGAAGAAGCUUUAGGAUCUGCAGAUGGCCCAUCCAUAAAGGUCCAGAAGAUGAGUGAUGAACCAUCUACGAGCAAGAAACUUGAUAACGGCUCGAUGAAAUCAGUCGGAACAAAUGGGACCGCAUCCAAGUUAGCCAAGGGAAGCAAGCUUGCCAGCGGAGCAUCAGUAGUCAGGAACAGUGGGAAUUCAAAGUUCAAGACUGUUCAGGAAGAUCCGAGUAAAAGCAAGGCCUACAAGUCUCUGUUCACAUCUCAUGAGAAGGCCAGGAAUCAGACAAAAGCUCACUGGGUCACGUAUAAUCCAUGUUUUUAUUGAGAAGAUCCGGAACUUUUUAUAGACUUUGCAAUAUCAAUCUAGACAGCCAUGUAAUAAUGGCUUCUAAUCUAGUGAAUCAGAAUCUGCAUCUGGUGGCAGGUUUUGAUCAUAAGAUUUCAUAGUCGCUCCAAUCAGAAAAGGGCAAUGAGCUGCAAGCCUGUCUUCUCAAGCUGACUAAUACAUAGCCAACUAUGACUGCCCUCUAAUCUGCUGUGACAAGUGGUCAUCAGUUCCUUCAGCCAAACUUAAAGGAAGCCUGUCACAGAGAUGCAGGCUGGGGCCCUGGCACAAUGAUAACUUGAUAAUAGACAAUGUGAAUCAGUAAAUUUGUACAUCAAGGUACAUGUAGAUAUUGCAGUUUGCAUGUGGAGAAAUGUUGUUUUUUUUCUCUCAGAAAAUGUUUCACUCCAGAUGGGAGGAAGAUAAUACAAGAGGAGCAAGCCCCUCCAAGUCUUGCAUUCACCAUCACUUUGAAAAUAUGUCUGCUUUGUUUAGAAACAUUUUAUGCUGUGAAUGUAUUUAUUGUAAAUAUGUGAAAUAAAUAUGAUUUUUUUAAAUGGUGAUA
Messenger RNA from Lineus longissimus, 1586 nucleotides. Its product is annotated as replication termination factor 2-like. The record is from RefSeq and is a predicted model, not a curated record. Gene Ontology annotation, cellular component: nucleus. Lineage: Eukaryota; Metazoa; Nemertea; Pilidiophora; Heteronemertea; Lineidae. Gene Ontology annotation, biological process: mitotic DNA replication termination; site-specific DNA replication termination at RTS1 barrier. The transcript is spliced from 8 exons. The coding region runs from base 95 to 1021 and encodes 308 amino acids.